Molecule: messenger RNA, 3550 nt
Organism: Nelumbo nucifera (sacred lotus)
Lineage: Eukaryota; Viridiplantae; Streptophyta; Magnoliopsida; Proteales; Nelumbonaceae
Product: serine/threonine-protein kinase D6PK-like
Biological process (GO): protein phosphorylation
Molecular function (GO): protein kinase activity; ATP binding
Source: RefSeq, a predicted model, not a curated record
UCAAGGGAAAAGAGCAGGUAGGAAGUGAAAAUUCUCGUGAAGUGCGAUUUUUCACCGCUUUUGUUUCUCUCUCUCUCAACCUUCUUCUCGUGCCCUAACCUUUUUUUUGUUGACUCCAACUCCAGCUUCAUCAUCUCUCUCUCGUCACCAUCCCUCCUUCAAAUCCUAGAUUUCCAUCCUACUUUUCUGUGCCUCUCACAGCAUUUUGGUUUUUCUCAUUCUUCUUUUAUCUACAUUUUUCUCCUCUUGUGGGCAGAUAAUCGAUUUCGAUUCAGCGUAAAUCGGUGGUUUUGAACUCGUUUCAGUUUGUAUUUAGAUGCUGGUUUCUGGCUUUUAGUUUUGAUUGAAUCUUACAUUCGAAUUAGCUCAGCUUGGGAGCUUUACCGGAUGCUGAUUCGUGUUAAGAAUGUAAUUGUUUUUUAACGUGCUUUGCAUGGUAUGUACUGAGUUAAAACUGCAAGGGCCUUUCAGAUCCUGGAUUCGGUAUGAUUGAAGACAACCUGAGGACAAAUGCAUUUUGUUUUUCGACUUCGGUGCUCCCUUAUCUUCAAAGAGCUUCAUUAGAGAUGGGCUAGUAUGAACUUGCAAGACUAUAAUCCACCGUUUUGGUGUUCCUUUACUUUGUCCUGAUGGAGUCACCUCGACUGAUGGCUCUGUCUCCUGGUACUUGCGAAAUUGUUGAAUCUGUAGAAGAGCCAGAUUCUGUUCAAUGCUCCAGAGGAGGUAACCCAUCAAGCUCUGGAUUGAUAAUCAAUGAAAAGGCUGGAAAUAAACCCAUGUUGAAUAGUAGGUGCAAUUAUUCUGUGGAGGAUGAUCUUAAUCGAAUUUUUGAGGCAAUUGACCUUAGAGCCUCAUCAAAGGGUUUGGGUCUGUCGCUUCAAAAAGGUACAGGUCCUUCACAUAGGAAUGCCUUAAAAAAACCAGUUAGAGUUGGUGUGACUAGAGCAUCAGGAAUUGGAAUUUCAGAGCCUGUGUCUUUGAAACAAGCACUAAGGGGCUUAUGCCUUUCUCAGAAAGCAGAAUUGGCUGCUAUGAAGCGGUUAACUAACCCAGCAUCUGUGACUUCUGAAGCUGGAACUAUCAAGAAGUUGUACAGAGCAGUUGUAGUUGAGGCUUGUGAAUCUGGUUUUCCCUUGGAUGAAGGAAAAGGGAGUUUGGUAGAAAUUUCUCUUGUACCAGAGAAAAGUGCAUUGCAUUCCUCCGAGAAGGUAACUGAACUGCUGCAAAAGCUGAGGACAAAAGCAUUGGACAAAACUGCACAUGGUUCACCUCGAUCUGUAGUUGCAACCACGGCAAAAGUAACAGUGAGCCAAAUAUUGGCCCAAGAUGAGACUGUUCCUGAACCAAUGGAAGUUGGAGAUAGAACUUCAAAGAAAGAGAUGGAUCAGAAAGAAAAGGUAAAAACAAUACCUUCUUUAUCCAGCUCUAGUACUGGUAAUAAAGUUUCAGCAUUGGAUGAGAUUCUUCCUGUCUCAAAAAAGGUUGGUAGCAAAUUGUCAACCCCAGAGCUGAGGCAGAAGGACAAACAAAAACCAGAUUCUUCUUUAUCUAGUUCUAGUGCUGGGAGUAAAAUAAGCAACUCCAAUAGCACCAGUCCACGUUUAGUCAUCAAGCCAGUCUUCAGGAAUAGGAACUUUGUUAGGAAGAAAGGGAAACAAGUUACAGCUGCUUCAUCCAGCACAUCUGGGACAUGCAAUGAAUUUGAUAGUGACAUGGGUCCUAGUACAGGUAAAUUGGUUUGCAGGACUCAAAAUUCUGCUCAGAAGAAUGCAAGCAAAGAAUCUGCUUCUCCAGUAUCCAGCAGUACCAGUGUCAGCAUUGAAGUCAGUUCGGGUAACAUGGACUUUAGUGCAAAGAAACCAGGUUUAAGUUCAAAUAGCCGUAACAGAAACAGAAUUGUUGGUGCAGAAGAUAAUGAGAACUCAAGGUCAAGAGGGAAGGGGGAAUUCUCUCAAAGUUCAAAAAGUAGCAUUGGUGAGUACAGUAGUAGCACCAGCAUCAGUGAUGAGAGCAAUUUGAGUGGUUCUAGUUGUGUAGGCAAUAGGCCUCACAUGUCAAAAGACAUUAGAUGGGAGGCCAUCCGCCAUGUUCAGAUGCAGUAUGGGAGCUUAGGGUUAAGGCACUUCAAGCUGCAUAAGAGGCUUGGUUGUGGGGAUAUUGGGACAGUUUAUCUUGCUGAGCUAAUUGGUACAAACUGCCUAUUUGCUUUGAAGGUUAUGGAUAACGAGUUUCUGGAGAGCAGGAAGAAGAUGCCCAGAGCUCAAACUGAAAGAGAAAUAUUGCAAAUGCUAGAUCAUCCUUUUCUACCUACUUUGUAUUCUCAUUUUACAACAGAUAAACUCUCAUGCUUAGUUAUGGAGUAUUGUCCAGGCGGGGAUCUGCAUGUUCUCCGACAGAGGCAACCAACCAGGACUUUCUCUGAACCAGCAGCCAGGUUCUAUGUUGCCGAAGUUCUCCUUGCAUUGGAGUAUCUACACAUGCUUGGGGUUAUAUACCGAGAUCUUAAACCAGAAAACAUUCUGGUUCGAGAAGAUGGUCAUAUCAUGCUCUCAGAUUUCGAUUUGUCAUUGAGAUGUGCAGUGAAUCCUACUCUUCUUACAUCCUCGUCAUCAAUCAUGGAGCCCACAAAAAACUUUUCAGGUCCAUGUGCAGAAUCCCCUUGUAUAGAUCCUUUCUGUCUCCAGCCAUCCUGGGCGCAGGUUUCAUGCUUUUCACCGAGGCUUAUAUCUGCUACGGCGAAGACCCGGAAACUAAAAUCCGACUUGGCAGCACAGGUGAGCCCUCUGCCACAGCUUGUGGCAGAGCCAACCACUGCCCGGUCCAACUCCUUUGUUGGGACCCAUGAGUACUUAGCUCCUGAGAUCAUCAAAGGAGAGGGUCAUGGGAGUGCUGUGGAUUGGUGGACAUUUGGGAUCUUUCUUUACGAGCUCAUAUUUGGUAAAACACCCUUCAAGGGCCUGGGAAAUGAGGAGACUUUAGCGAAUGUGGUGAUACAGAGCCUCAAGUUUCCUGAAAGCCCAAUGGUCAGUUUUCAGGCAAAAGAUCUGAUCAGAGGGCUGUUGGUAAAGGAUCCAGAGAAUCGGUUGGGGUCAGAGAGAGGGGCGGCAGAGAUUAAGCAACAUCCAUUCUUUGAGGGCCUGAACUGGGCAUUAAUACGGUGUGCCAUCCCACCGGAGCUGCCAAAGUUUUGUGAUCUCGGAGUUCCAUUUAUGCUUUCCCAGGAGAGUAAACGUUUGGAGUUCAAGUCUACAGGAGGGCAUCUGGAGUUCGAACUGUUCUAGCAUGUGAUCUCUCUUCUGUGGGGACCUGUUUAAUUUGCAGGGUCCCCAUUAAAAUGCUCCUUGUUGUAAUUGAUAAAUGAUAAUGUAGCUCAUACCUCAGUGUAAAUGUAGCCUCACAGAAUUGGCAGGAAGCAUUGCGUGCCGUGUAUGAUAAAAGUUAGGCAUAGAAGGGGGGAAAUUUUUAAAAGGAAGCGAUACAUCUUUUUCCUUCUCAGUUUUGAGUCCUGAGUGCUUGCAGAAACGCAAUGAAUAGAUUUUGCCACCCUCCA